This is a messenger RNA of Grosmannia clavigera kw1407, 339 nucleotides long. RefSeq lists its product as uncharacterized. Lineage: Eukaryota; Fungi; Ascomycota; Sordariomycetes; Ophiostomatales; Ophiostomataceae. The coding region runs from base 1 to 339 and encodes 112 amino acids. The transcript has 4 exons. The record is from RefSeq and is a predicted model, not a curated record.
AUGAACACGGUUAAAUCUUUCUGGUUUGGAUGGGGCUCUCUCUGCGCCGCCGGCGGUGUCGCGUACGUCUUUGCCAAGCGCAGCAUCAAUGCUGAUCGCAUGGCGCGGCUCAACGAGCAGCGGCAGCGCAAGUCGAUGGCCGAGUCGCUCGAGCGCACGGCGGCCUUCAAUGGCGACGCCGCGCGGACGGACACGGCCGGAUCGCCCAGCCAGGAAUCCAGCUCGGAUCCAGCGCCGACAAGACACGCUCCAGCAACCGAAGGGCAGCGGGUGCUGGAGAAGAGCAAGUACGAGAGUACCGUGCCGUUUCGAAGUACCAAGGGCGACAGGUUCUCCUGA